UUGCAUUUGCCAUGCCCAUGGAUAGAACAACAGAAUUCUUCUCACUUAUUGAAAAAGCCUCGAAUCGAAAAUAAUCUGGCCAGUAAGCAGAAGUUCUAUGAAGAGAUCUAUUCAACUAUCCAGGAUAUUUACUCUAGGGCGGCCAGGUCCACUUCCUACAAGACAUUGCUUGUGCUUGACAAAGAACUCAAUGAGCUAGUUCUGAAGAACACAACGCUUUUUGAUAGCCUGAAAAUUACAGGAACAGAGGAUUUGCAAAUGCAUUUUGAUGGGAUAAAGCUGAUUAUUAGCAAAAAAAUUGCAGAAACCUCAAAGUAUUUGGCCUCAAGAAAGGCUAACUCUGCAAGCUUGGAGAUUGAGCUAGAGCCACAAAGGCCCGUAUCAUUCAAGAAGGUGGUCGAAAACCAGAUUUUAGAGCAGGAAAGCAGAAGCAUUGUCGAAGCUAUGCAAUAUGAGGCAACCCGGCAGAGACUGCUGAAGAUAGAGGCUGUUCAAAAGGCCAUUCAUGAGAACUUGAUGCUUCAGGACGAACGAAUAGAUAGUAUCUGCACUUGUCAGAGCUCCACUGAUGAGCUGUACAGCAAACUAAAUAGUGAAAUAUCAAUAGCCAAUGGCAGCUUCUUCAAAAGAGCAGCGUUCACAAUUAUUCUUUGCCUAACUUUUGUACUGAUAUUUGUGCACAUCUUUUAUCGAUGCACGACACCACAGUUGGUAUAA
Vittaforma corneae ATCC 50505 is the source of this 717-nucleotide messenger RNA. RefSeq lists its product as uncharacterized. The record is from RefSeq and is a predicted model, not a curated record. The transcript has a single exon. NCBI's taxonomy places the organism in Eukaryota, Fungi, Microsporidia, Nosematidae.